GCCCGUGAUUCAAGGCACAUAGAGAAAGGCGACGAUGGCAAGACGACGAAGCGGGGGCGACCCUUCGCUGGCCGCGAAAAAGCCCAGCAUGGGACAAGGUGGAAGAAAGAGCAACUCACAGCAGGCACAAGCACGGAAGGAAAGGCGAGCGGGCGGGAGUGGUGGCCCAAAGAGCAUUCAUGAUGUCUUUGAGUAUGCCACCGAGCAGCAGGAGCAGGGGCGGAAAGGGAGGAUAAGCCGCAGAGGCGCCCCAGUCGCAACGAGCGGCAGCGAGGGAGAGGAUAGCGAGGAAGAAGGCGAGUCUAAAAAGAUUGGGCCAAAAUCGUUUCUGGCGGGCUCGGACGAGGGGGAGGAAGCGAACCCCGUAGACCCAGACGAUGACGAGGAGAUCGACAGCGAUGAAGCGUUCGGAGAGAGCGACGAGGAAAAGUUCGAUGGCUGGAGAUUCGGUGGGGGAAAGAACAGAGGUGACGAGGAAGAGGAAGAGGAGGAGGAAGACGACGAGGACAUGGUCGACCUCUCCAAGAUGCUUGACGACAACAGCGAUUUUGGAGAGGACGACGAGGACAACGACGAAGAAGAUGAGGGCGAAGAGGACAGCCGGCUUCAAGAGCACAUGGCUCGAUUCGCAGAAGGAGGAGGCAAACGCAGUGCAUCGCAGGCCGAUCUCGAGGGUGAAGAAGGCGAAAGCAAGCGAAGGGUGGUCCUGCCCGAGAGGAGGGAAGCCCUGGCAGAGGGCGCCGUAGGGAGCGUGGGCGGGGGUCAGGCGCUGAGCUUUGAAGACCUCAUGCAGCCCUUCGAAGGAGAGACAGGUGCCAGUCUGGCCUCAUUGCGCAAAUCCGCAAAGACACUUGCCGAGAGCCAAAAGAAGGCAAAGGGUGGUGCGGCAUCGAAAAGCGGUGGUGGCGCCCUGGCCGCGCCCCUCCCCUCCAUCAUCCAGGAUCGCAUCGACCGAUCAGCGGCGUACGAUGAGACCAAGGGACAGGUGCAAGGAUGGCAGCCGACAAUGAAGCGUUUGCGCGAGGCGCAGCAUCUUUCGUUUCCGCUGCAGCCUGCACCAAAGCAUGUUGCGUCGACAGCCAGCAUGGCUGCCUACUUUAAACCGUCCAACGAUAUGGAGUCGACGAUUGCCUCGAUGAUUGAGGAUGAAGGGUUGACCGAUAAACAGCUGGCCGAGGCCGAGGAGCUCAAGAUGAACGAGCGAGGCAUGAGCGCAGAGGAGAUCAAGCGGCGGAGAAGCGAGCUAAGGCAGAUGAGGGAGCUGCUCUUCAGGCAGGAGCAAAAGGCCAAGAGGGUCAAGAAGAUCAAGAGCAAAACGUACCGCAAGAUUGCUAGAAAGCAGCGCCAGCGGGAAGGUGCACUUGCCGAGGAGCUGGAGGGCGGCGCACAAGGAGACGAGGACGACUUGGAGAAGCGCAUCGAGGCCGAGAGGGCGAGGGCACAGGAGAGGGCUACGCUCAAGCACAAGAACACAGGCAAAUGGGCACAAGGUCUCGUCGGCAGAAGAGAGCUGCAGGACAUGCCUGAAGCGCGGAGCGCUGUCGAAGAACAGCUUCGGAAAGGGGAAGAGUUGCGGCGACGCAUUCACGGUCGUGGGUCGGGGUCUGAGGAUGAGGAAGACGAUGAUGAUGACGACGACGACGACGAUGUCAGCGAUGCGGAAGCCGCCCACGAAAAAGCCUUUGACGAGCUUGCUUCCCUUGAGAAGCGCGACGAGGCCCGACAAGCUCGCGACGAAGAGAAGCUUGACAAGAAAGGCAAGGCAUUGUGGAACAUGAAGUUUAUGAAGGAUGCGCGAGAGAGGAGCACCCGUGAAAAUAGAGAGACGCUCGAGGAGCUGAGGAACGAGUACGCCGGAGAAGAUGGUGCUUACCAGGUGGCUUCGAACCCCGGCCGGCUGGCAUUCGGUUCCUCUGCUCCAUCCGCUCAGAAGUCGCAGGCAGACGACGAGCAAGAAGAGCCCACUUAUGGCGAGGACGAUGACGAAGAAAGGGGCGAGCAGGUGACUUCAAGACGACCGAAAGGGCCUCUCAAGGUUGUCACUGAGGAAAGCACACAGGCCACGUCAACGACAAGAAGAUUGCCUCCUGAAAAUGCUGCAUCUAGUGAAAACCCGUGGCUGGCGGGCGACCGAACAAUGUCCAAGUUAUCGCGGAAGAAGAACGACAUCGUCGUGUCCAAGGAGUCGUCAUCACAGAGCAAAGCUGCCAACAAGCUCGAAAAGUACCGGGCAAAGGGUCAGGACGCUAGACUGGAAGAAGAGGAAGAGUCAAGGCUGGAAAUCGAUCCAAAAGCUAUGCUCUCGAUGCGAGAGCGAGAGGAGGACAUGACAGCUCAUCGUGCUGGCUCAGAUGAUGAGGUUUCGACUGACUCCGAGCGUGAAGAAGAGCAGCCAGUUCUCGUCACGCAACAGCGAAGACAAGGGGGACGAGGCUCCAAGGCAAUUCAGCAGCGUGACUUGGUCGCCGAGGCCUUUGCAGGCGACGAUGUGGCUGCUCACUUUGCUGCCGAGAAGCGGGCAGCAAUUGAAGCAGAUGCGCCCAAAGAAGUCGACGAGACGCUCCCAGGCUGGGGCUCAUGGACGGGCAAGGGUGUGUCCAAGAAGCACAAGCAGCAACCGAAGAAGAAAUUCGUGCGACAGGUGGCUGGCCUAGACGAAAGCAAACGCAAGGAUGCGAAGAUGGCAAAUGUCAUCAUCAACGAGAGGAAAGAUAAGAAGGCCGACAAAUACAGGCCAAAGGACGUUCCAUUCCCUUAUACCUCCAAAGCUCAGUACGAAAUGGCGAUGCGGAACCCCUUGGGUCCGGAGUGGAACACGAGAACCCAGCAUCAGCGCUUGACAUUGCCUAGGGUCACUACCAAGCCUGGCCAGGCCAUCGAGCCUAUCAAGCGACUCUUCUGAUGCCUCUUACAUAGCUCACAGACCAUGUGUAUUUACCUUCAUCCUCUUUCAAAUCAUGGUAC
Molecule: messenger RNA, 2964 nt
Organism: Acaromyces ingoldii
Lineage: Eukaryota; Fungi; Basidiomycota; Exobasidiomycetes; Exobasidiales; Cryptobasidiaceae
Product: small-subunit processome
Exons: 2
Coding region: 89-2902 (937 amino acids)
Biological process (GO): rRNA processing
Cellular component (GO): nucleolus; small-subunit processome
Source: RefSeq, a predicted model, not a curated record